UAUGAGCUGUUUCGGGAAAAGCUAUGUUUGAAAUAUUGGAUGGAAAGAGUUGAUUUUGCACGCGCCAAUGCACAAUGUAUGGAAAAACAAAGCACCGUAUGCGCUUGUGUUUCUAUGUACUGAUGUGCGAAUGGUUGCUUUUGAAGAAUGCAUUGUGUUUUAAUGAGUGAGACAAAAACAUAUUUUGUGUUCAAAACCAUUUGUUGAUUUUGAUGUUAAUAGCUACAUUUAUUUUAAAGCGAAUUGUAGAACUAGAAUUGUAGCAAUUACUGGUUCAUUAGUUUUUGCUUUCAGCCAAAAAGAAAUAUCUAGACACAUGCAUCAGUCUUUUCUAUUUGUUCUAUUAUAAUAGUGAACUUCUGAAUGCUUAUAAAAGUUUAGAGAAAAAAAAACAGUUUGAAAAUAUAUUGCUAAAUUUUAUCUGUUUUGAGACAUAAUUCUUACUUCUACUUUAUAUGUAUUUAGAAAGAAAUGUUUCAAUUUAUAUCUAGUAGAUAAUUGUUAGAUUAUUAUUUUUUCUGGUUUAUAUGUUUAGCGAUAUUUAUGUGCAUAGUAUAUAUGGAGAUAAAAAAAUGCAAAGAAUCGAAAAAGAAACUGUAAUGUUAAGAACUAUUUGAAGUUCCUUAAGUGAUUUAAUAUUACUGUUAUUACUAGCUAAAGAUAAAUUUAAAAAAGUUCAAAAAAGUAUGCGAAAUUUUUUGAAAUAUUAAAUAUUAAAAAGUAAAUAAUGUUAUUCUAUUUUUGGAAUAUAUUCUAUCUAUCAGAAAACUCAAACUCGUUAUUGCUUUAAGUAAUAAACAGGGACGAUGAACAUAAAUGGAUUUUUCCUGUAAUCAAAGAAGCUUGUUAUUUUCUUGAUGAUAUCUAAUUUGCAAAUACCGAAUACUAUAUUUGAGGAAAAUAUAUUACGCAUUUAUUGUAAAGCAUUUUCUUUAUCAACUUUUAACAUGUUUCUUGCACUAAAUAGAAAAGGAACACGAGAUAUAGUCAAAGUGCUCUAAAGCAGCAAAAAUUGUUUUAAAGGCAUUUCCAUAGAAUAAAUAAGAUAUUUUAUUGCGUGGGUGGCUACACUAUGAUUGGUCACCAAUCUAUGGACGCACAUUCCAAAUCCACUUUGGACGGCGCAAAAGUGGAAGAAAACACCCACGUUCAUGUUGAGAAGAUUUCCAGUGGAUACAGGAACUGCCAAUGGUGGAACCGGAGGUCAAGCUUUGAAAGAGUUCUACUACUUCUAUGUUUCCUUUUAUUUCUCGCUUGCACAGCAUUGGUCAUAGUGAAUAUUAUAAAUGAAAGUAGAUUGCGAUUAGCCGAGCGCAUUGCAAGCAAGACCUGCUAUAGUACGGAAUGUAUAAAAGCAGCGUCCCGCAUGAUAGAGAAAAUGGAUCCAUCCGUAGAGCCAUGUGACAACUUCUAUCAAUUUGCUUGUGGAAAUUAUUUGACCCGAAACACAGUUCCGGAUGACCACUAUCUAAAGUCUACCAUACAGACCAUGCAGGACGACAUGUACAUCACUCUCAAAACGUCCCGCAUGAUAGAGAAGAUGGAUCCAUCCGUAGAACCAUGUGACAACUUCUAUCAGUUUGCUUGUGGAAAUUAUUUGACCCGAAACACAGUUCCGGAUGACCACUAUCUAAAGUCUACCAUACAGACCAUGCAGGACGACAUGUACAUCACUCUCAAAAAAAUCAUUGAAAUGCCUGCGUCUUUGAAUGAUUCUGAAGCUAUAUUAAAAGUAAAAAAAUUAUACGCGUCCUGUAUGAAUACCAGUAGCAUAGAGGAUGGAUCUGUCAAAGUCUUGAGGGAAUUACUCACAGAUUAUGGAAUUGGAGACUGGCCCAUAUUAAAUGACACUUGGGACCAAGCAGAUAUAUAUUUAGAAUGGAGGCUAGCCAUGCUGCAUGUCCAUCAGGUCCAGCCCUUCUUCCAUACAUUCGUUGCACCGGACGAUAAGAACUCGUCCGUUUACUUGUUGCAUGUUUAUUCAGGUUCACCUAUCCUUAAUACUCAAUACUAUCUAAAUCAAACAGAUCCAGACUACGUAAGAUACGUGUCAUCCUACAAAAACCUGAUUGCAGAGACAGUACGACUGCUAAAAGCCCAAGAGGGAAGAGUAAAAAAAGAUAUUGAUUCCAUGUUGGAGUUUGAGAUUGAAUUCGCUAACGUUUAUUCAGGUUCACCUAUCCUUAAUACUCAGUACUACCUAAAUCAAACAGAUCCAGACUACGUAAGAUACGUUUCAUCCUACAAAAACCUGAUUGCAGAGACAGUACGACUGCUAAAAGCCCAAGAGGGAAGAGUAAAAAAAGAUAUUGAUUCCAUGUUGGAGUUUGAGAUUGAAUUCGCUAACAUCUCUCACGAGGAUCCUUUUGAUUCCAAACAAUUUGAAGAAAACAAUCAAACAGAAGAAGACUUUGUUUUUAAUAAAGUCAACAUUUCAAUGCUUGAAGAUAUGAUUCCUGGGAUCAAAUGGAGGAUAUUGCUUGGUUACAUUCUGGACUACAGUGGACUUCCAGAAGAUAAAUUGAACGAUCUCAACAUAGUAGUAAACUGCGAAAAGUAUCUACGCAACCUUGUUGGUCUUCUAAAUCGGACACCCAUUCGGACGAUUGCCAAUUAUUUGACUUGGCGGUUUGUUGCCAAAUACUUACCAUACUUAGAUAUACAUUUUCGACGUUUGUAUUACGACUUUCGAAGAGAAGUUCCCAAUUUGUCUGAAGAAAGAACAUUUUUUGCCAGAUGGAAGGAGUGUGUUAGUUUAGUAAAUGAUGGUUUUGGAAUGGCUCUCGCUUCUCUAUAUGUGAAGCAGGAAUUCAAUGAAGAAAUUGAAAGCGAAAUUAAAUCAUUAAUUACAUCGCUGAAACAAGCAUUCAUGGGAGGAAUUAGACAUAUAACAUGGCUAGAUCCUGAAACCAGAGUAUCUUGCGAAGAAAAAGUGGAAAGCAUGACUACGAAGUUAGGCUUCCCAAGAUACAUUUUAGAUCCUGUUCAGCUUGAUACAGAUUAUGCUGGACUUGAAAUAUCUGAGGAACAUUUUUUAAAUAAUAUUUUGAAAAUGAAUCGAUAUGAAGUAAUCAAAGAACUGACUAAGAUGACACGCACUGUUGACAAAGAGAAAGACUGGUUCGUUCAACCACUGGUUGUGAAUGCGUUUUAUGAAGCAACUGGAAACGCUGUUAUUUUUCCUGUUGGAAUACUAAGGUCACCAAUCUUCACUCCAGACAGGCCUAAAUACUUAAACUUUGGAAUGUUAGGAGUUGUUAUCGGUCAUGAAAUCACUCAUGGAUUCGACAGUAGCGGUAGGAAGUUCGAUAAGAAUGGAAACCUUACUCAAUGGUGGUCGGAUGAGCAUAUUGAAAAAUUCAAAGAAAAAGCUUCCUGCUUUGUGGACCAGUAUUCACAGCUGCCUAUCGAUAUAGUUGGGCAAAAUGUAAAUGGUAAUCAAACUCUUGAUGACAAUAUCUGUGAUAAUUCAGGCUUAAAACAAGCCUAUAGGGCUUACAAAAACUAUGUAGAUGAGCAUGGUGAGGAGCCUAGUCUACCAGGGAUUCCAUAUUCAAACGUACAAGUUUUCUUUUUACAAUACUCACAGAUAUGGUGUGAAGUAUUGAGCAAAGAGGCAAAUGAACGAUACAUUAAAGAUAAUCAUAGCCCAGGAAAAUAUAGAUCUAACAUACCAUUGAUGAACUCUGCAGAGUUCUCGGAAAUAUUCAACUGUCCCAUCGGAUCUCCAAUGAAUCCCAUCAAGAAAUGCAAACUGUGGGGUUGAAAAAAAAUCAAACUGCACUACGAGAAAAGCAAUUUUACUUUAAGAAGAGGCGAAGAAAAUGAAAAACACGCGGUAACGUGAACAUUCACACACGAUGUACCUGAUCAACUGUGUAAUUACCACUACUUGCUGACUCAUUGCAAAUAUUAUCCACUCCUGUAAAUUUCAAACAUGGUCUGUAUAUGGGAAAAAUAUAAAUAAAUGUAAAUCUAUGCC
Molecule: messenger RNA, 3982 nt
Organism: Parasteatoda tepidariorum (common house spider)
Lineage: Eukaryota; Metazoa; Arthropoda; Arachnida; Araneae; Theridiidae
Source: RefSeq, a predicted model, not a curated record